AUGCUCAAAAUUAAUUCAAUCAUUGCAUGUCAUCCUUAUUCCAAAAUAGAACGAAUAAGACAUAAUUGUGAAAUGAGAAAAUCGGUCAAUAUUCGCAUACAAGCAAGAAAGUAUGAUCUGAAUUGGUUACAACAACAAGAAGUAUCCAUUGAUCAAAAUAAAUAUUCAAGUGAUAAAAAUGUAUUUACAUUGAAUGUAUUUGGAAUUGCAAUUCUACAGUUUACAAUUACUUUUGGCGGGACAAAUUUAUUCAUUCUAAUCCAUUGGAUUAGUGAAUGGGUUCAACAAAACAAAAUGAUUCAUUGGUUUUCCAGUCUUUAUUGUUGUUUACAGCAUUAUAUACAUAGUUCUUCUAUUAAUAUGGGUAUUCGUCCCAGUAUUAACACGAAAAUAUCCUUACAAUAUAUUGUAUCUAUUAUUGAUGCUAUUCUACAAUAUGACAUUAGUCGACAUUAUGUCAUCAAUAUGAUUGUUACAUUAAUUAGUGAUAUCCUAUUACUCAUUGGACAAAUUUGUUACAUCAUACUGAGCGAUUAUGCAAUUAUACUUGUUGUUGCCGGUGUCAUUACACUUCCAUUUGCAAGUUUUAAAUUAUUAUUUGAAAUGAAAAAAAUUUUCAGAACUGGUAAAUUUGGUUAUAAGAGAGAAGAUUUGGUUUUAGCAUCUGGAAUUCUUUACAAUUCUUGGUGGAGUUUAUUUCUCACAGUUUUAUGGACAUCUUCAAUGACAGGUUUAAAUCAGACGAAAUUAAUAGACAUCACUACUAUUCCUACUUCAUGA
This is a messenger RNA of Schistosoma turkestanicum, 780 nucleotides long. The record is from the annotation of a GenBank genome assembly. Lineage: Eukaryota; Metazoa; Platyhelminthes; Trematoda; Strigeidida; Schistosomatidae.